AGGUCUGUCUGUGAGCAUGUAAAAAUCAGCUGUGAUGCUUUGCUUACUAGGUCUGUGAACAUGCAGGUCUGUGAUGAUGUGCAGUCCCCUUCCUAAAGUAAAUUUUGGUUGGUUAUGUCGAGAGACUAGUUAUACUUUCUCAUUUAUAAGGUUAAGUGAUCAAAUUAUUCAUUUUUAUGGGAUGUGUAUAGAUUAUCUGUCAAGUAUUCAAAGAUAAACAAACCUUUUAAAAUGCUUGAGUUUCCUUUAUCGAAACUCUUAUUUACAGUUGCUUACUUAUCGUGUAUUGUUUCAUUUGUUCAUGCAUCUGAAGACGAAUCAUUUCUUGACAAUGCACAUUAUUUCAAUUACAUAGAUCUAUCUUCAAAACUUGACGAAUAUAAAAAUAGUUAUCCCAACCUGGCAAAAGUUCAUAGCAUUGGGAAAUCUCUAGGGAACCGUGAUCUUUGGGCAUUAGAAAUAAGCGAAAAUGUGAAUAAUAGAAAUUUACUGAAGCCUAUGUUCAAAUAUGUUGCCAAUAUGCAUGGUGAUGAAACAGUUGGAAGACAAAUGGUUAUAUUCCUAGCUGACUAUCUGUUGAAAAAUUUUGAUAAAAAUCAAAGAGUUCGUGAACUUGUUCAAUCUACUGAUAUUUUCUUGAUGCCAUCUAUGAAUCCAGAUGGGUUUGAAGCAGCUAAGGAGGGCGAAUGUGAUUCACCGGAGCUCAUAGGACGUGGUAAUGCUCGUGGCAUUGACUUGAACAGAGAUUUUCCAGAUCAAUUCGAUCAUGAAUCGGAAAUACGCGGCUCGGAUAAGAUGCAAAUUGAGACAAUCGCGGUUAUGAAAUGGAUUAAGGAAAAUCCUUUUGUUCUUUCGGGAAACCUGCAUGGUGGAACGAUAGUAGCAAGUUAUCCGUAUGAUGGAUGUGGAGGUAUAAAUGAGUGUACAAACGGAAGUUCAGCGCCAGAUAAUAGUGUGUUCAAAGCUCUAGCCAAAGUUUAUGCAUCGAAGCAUCCAUCAAUGACAAAGAACACGUGUCAAGAAGAUCACUUUGUCGGAGGCGUGACAAAUGGUGCACUUUGGUACGAUGUUAAAGGAGGUAUGCAGGAUUUCAACUAUCUGCAUUCGAACUGUUUCGAAAUUACAUUGGAGUUGAGCUGUUGUAAAUAUCCUAACGCAUCAACACUCCCAAAAGAGUGGCAUCUCAAUAAAGAAAGUAUGCUCUCUUUUAUGGAAGCAACCCAUUGGGGAGCUAAAGGUUUAGUCAGAGAUGCCAAGACGUUAGUUCCUCUCGAAGGAGCAGAAAUAAUAGUAGACGAGAUAAAUCAUCCAGUGUUGACAACUCAGAGAGGAGAAUACUGGCGUCUCCUAACUCCUGGAACCUACACUUUAUCCGCACGUGCACCAGGGUAUGAGCAGAGUCAGAAACACAAAGUGGUUUUGAAAAGAGCUGAUGAUAAAGUGAGGCUUGAUUUCAAUCUGAAUCCUUCAUUGCACAUAGCAAAGUUGGUGGAUGAAAGCAAGAAAGCAAUGUUUGAUGAAUACGGAUUCAUUAUACCCCAGGAAUUCAAAUACCAUAAUCAUCAGGAACUAGAAGAAAAACUGAAGGCAUUAGUUGCAGAGUACCCUCAAAUAACUCGUCUCUAUUCAAUUGGAAAGAGCGUUAAAGGCAAAGAACUGCAUGUUCUGAUAAUUUCAGACAAUCCUACGAUGCAUGAACCAGGUGAACCUGAGUUCAAAUACGUUGCCAACAUGCAUGGUGAUGAGGCGGUUGGAAGAGAAAUGCUCCUUCUUCUAGCUGAGUAUCUGUGCCAAAACUAUGGUUCAAACACUAGGGUAACUGAUAUGGUGCAGAAUACCCGAAUACAUUUACUGCCGUCACUUAAUCCAGAUGGCUAUGAAGUCUCCACUGGAGGCGAUACUUCACAUUCAAUUGGUCGCCAUAACGCCAAUAAUGUGGACCUGAACAGAGAUUUUCCCGAUCAAUACAAUGAUUUUGAACAGGGAAUCAAGCGUCAACCUGAAACGAAUGCAGUCAUAAAAUGGUUGAAGGAGUAUCCAUUUGUGUUGUCAGCUAAUUUACAUGGUGGUGCUUUGGUAGCCAACUAUCCGUAUGAUGACAAUCGAAUGAUGCGGAAAGGAACCAAUAUCAGCCCUGAUAAUAAUGUAUUCGUUUUGCUUGCUAAAACGUAUGCAAAUGCUCAUCCCAGAAUGCACAAGGGUCUAGCUAAUUGUCCAGUUAUGCCGAAAGAGAAAUUCACAGGAGGUAUUGUGAAUGGUGCUCAGUGGUAUAUUGUUAGUGGAGGAAUGCAGGACUACAAUUAUUGGGCAUCAAACUGUUUCGAAUUAACUAUAGAAAUGGGCUGUGAUAAAUUUCCUGUCUCAUCUCGUCUGCCCUCAUUCUGGAUGGAAAAUCGAGAAUCUCUACUCAUUUACAUUGAGCAGGUCCAUCGAGGAGUACAUGGAUUUGUAAAAAGCACUAGUAGUUCUGUGAUAGCCGACGCAACGAUAAUGGUUGAAGGCAUUGAUCAUACAAUAAAAACUGCUGCAGAUGGAGAUUACUGGAGAUUACUAGCACCUGGAAAUUACACCAUUUCAGCUUCAGCACCUGGGUACGACACAGAACUAGAACCCGUAGUUGUACCGGAUGAUCAUGUUGGAGUAUCCAUCAACUUCACAUUGUUGAGGAAUGAUUUUAGAUCGUGGGCUAUUGAGCAUGACUUUGGAGAGACUAAAAGCAUCGCUCCAAUGAAACAGUUUCUAACAAAGGAUCAAAUUGUAAGGAACUUGGAGAAAAUUGAUUUGUUCGAGCCUUCACUAGCAGUGUUCGAAACAACCAUUUUCGGGGCACCUUAUUUGAAAAUUUCAGAUCAGAUUUCCGCGCCAAAUGAGAAGAAACUGAACAUACUGAUACUUGGCGGUCUGUAUGAUACUGAACCAGCUGGUAGAGAGAUAGCUUAUAGGCUUGCAAUACACCUAACAUCUGGCUACCAUUCCAAAGAGCCCUUAUAUCGUAAACUGCUGAACAGAACAAUUUUCCAUAUAAUCCCUGUUCUUAGUUCUCACUUUGAUCAUUUUGAAGCUGAUCUCAACUGUCAUUCAGCUGACAGCUCAAUGAAUCCAGUUGCUAAUGCUUUUGCUACAAACGAUCUGGACAGCUCGUCAUUAGCGAAGAAACUUUUCAAUCUGAUCCAAGAUGUUGGCUUCGACUUUAUCUUCAGCAUUGAAGGUGGCGGUAUUUCUCUGAACCACCCCCAUGUGGAUGACGACCAUAUAUCUGAAAGUAUUUAUCAAAUGUUUGAUGAUGGUUUCACAAAACAACGUCCAUCUAAUGUAAGUGUAUAAAAAAUCUAAUGUAAUAAUUGAUCUAAUAUAAAAAUAUGCCUGCUUUGAAGGAACACUUCUCAGAAUGCCUUAUCCCCAUUGGAGGCGAUUUGCAAUGGUCGACUCGAU
Nilaparvata lugens (brown planthopper) is the source of this 3432-nucleotide messenger RNA. RefSeq names its product carboxypeptidase D (gene svr). Bases 232 to 3324 code for a protein of 1030 amino acids. The transcript is spliced from 15 exons. Gene Ontology annotation, biological process: proteolysis. NCBI's taxonomy places the organism in Eukaryota, Metazoa, Arthropoda, Insecta, Hemiptera, Delphacidae. The record is from RefSeq and is a predicted model, not a curated record. Gene Ontology annotation, molecular function: zinc ion binding; metallocarboxypeptidase activity.